GAGCGAUCCAAAAGAUAAUAUUGUUCAAAUUGAUAGAAUGAACUUGAAAACAAAAACUUUUUGUCAUCAUUUUAUUUUAUUUUUUUUUCAAAUCUAAAUAAUUAAUAAUGAACAAUGCAAACAUCCGAAAAGUAUUGAUUGCUGGAGGAUCAGGUUUUAUUGGGUCUGUUCUUAAACAACAAUUACAAAAACAUGGAUUCGAAACUUGUAUUGUAUCGCGUAUGCCAAGACCUGAUAGCAUAACAUGGGACGAUUUGAAUCAGAAUGGUAUUCCAGAUGGUACAGACGCAGUUAUUAAUGUGGCCGGACAGAAUGUACUGGAUCCAAUGCGUAGGUGGACACCAGGAUUCAAACAAAAUGUUAUUGCCAGUCGCGUACAUACAAAUCAAAUGUUGGUUAAAGUCAUUAAUCAAUGCGAUAGUCAAAAGAAACCAAAAGUAUUUGCUUCUAUUUCUGGUGUCGGAUAUUAUCGACCUGACGCCAUACAGAUUUAUGAUGAAAAUUCUACGGGUGGUGACCAUGAUUUCCUAUCCAAAUUAUGUACGGAUUGGGAAAAAGCUAGCAAAGUUGGCGAUGAUCAUACAAGAAACGUAACUGUUCGUAGCGGAAUUGUAUUGGGCAAAAAUGGUGGCAUCAUUCAACAAAUGUAUCCGUUGUUCUUUUUGGGAUUAGGAGCGAAAAUCGAUUCUGGUACACAACACAUGCCAUGGAUACAUAUCGAAGAUAUUUGCAACAUUUUCAUACAAGCCUUAAGGAAUGAAAAAUUUACUGGUGUCAUCAAUGCAGUUGCACCAGAAAUUGUCACCAAUGAACAAUUUACAAAAACAUUUGCCCGUCUUUUAAGACGACCAAGUUUUCUGUUCAUUCCGGCACAGAUCAUUGAAUUUAUAUUCAGUUCAGAAAGAGCUGUAAUGAUGACUCAAGGACAAAAAGUCAUUAGUAAACGUAUGGAAGAAUUGGGUGUUCAGAUAAAAUAUCCGACCAUAGAAGAAGCAUUGAAAAAUAUUUUGAAAUGAAAUCUGAUUAUCAUUAUAUUAUUCAUUUAAUUUAAAAUCUUUUUGUGAUACAUGCACUUUUGUGAUCGAUUGAUUGGUUAAGAUUGGAUAAAU
Molecule: messenger RNA, 1109 nt
Organism: Dermatophagoides pteronyssinus (European house dust mite)
Lineage: Eukaryota; Metazoa; Arthropoda; Arachnida; Sarcoptiformes; Pyroglyphidae
Product: epimerase family protein SDR39U1
Source: RefSeq, a predicted model, not a curated record